CGCACACCAUCGUACAAACUCUAUUACCUCACAUUACACAUCACACGUGCAAUCAACAAUGGCCGACCAAACCCCCCAAUGCACCGGUAACCCCACCUCCUGCUCGUUCUGUAACCCGACCCACGAACGCGAUUCAUGUGCCAAGGACGAGAUCGCCGGAUGUACGUCGGCACCGGGAGACUGCCAGGCUUGUAGCGAGGGUCGAGGAUGUUUGAAGGGAUGUGCUGGAUCCCCGGAAAACUGUACCGUCUGUCGAGACCGAUGCCUCAAGCCCGCCUCGACCACCUCGAACACCGCUUCGUUCGGUGUCGAGCCCGCUCGACCCAAGUAGAGUUCGAUUCGCGAUCGACGUUUCUUCUAGAGAUGGAUUCGGCACCGUCAAACGUUGAGGCGUCCGAGAGUGUUCUGGAUCGAAGUGUUCAAGCGGAGGAUGAUCGGGUUGUGUAUCUCGUAUGUCAUGUUGUAUCGUUAUCCAUCCUAGCAGCUACUUUGUCGUGCGCCUUCCCCGGCCAUCGAAUCGAAUAAUAUAUCAUGUGAUGUAUCCUGGA
Molecule: messenger RNA, 548 nt
Organism: Filobasidium floriforme
Lineage: Eukaryota; Fungi; Basidiomycota; Tremellomycetes; Filobasidiales; Filobasidiaceae
Exons: 3
Coding region: 208-525 (105 amino acids)
Source: RefSeq, a predicted model, not a curated record